CGAGCAGAGACUCUGUAUUCAGCCCACAGAUUCCUCCACACACGUCUUCUGCAUCUCUCGGGUUCUCUCGGUAACGGAUCACGGAUGGUCAGUAAGAUGUUGCCGCAGCGCUCGUUCGUGCUCUCUUUAGUGUGACUGUCUGCCUACCUCGUCUCACACCAAGAGGCCAAAAAACCACCCACACAAUCCCUCGCACUGUAGCCAUGACGACCUCGGCCCUGCGGCGACAGGUGAAGAACAUUGUGCACAACUACUCGGAUGCAGAGAUCAAGGUGAGGGAGGCAACCUCCAAUGACCCCUGGGGUCCGUCCAGCUCACUGAUGUCAGAGAUUGCCGAGCUGACGUUCAGCGUUGUGGCGUUCAGCGAGGUCAUGGCCAUGGUGUGGAAACGGCUCAAUGACCACGGCAAAAACUGGAGACAUGUCUACAAGGCCCUAACUCUGUUGGAUUAUUUGGCUAAAACGGGUUCGGAGCGUGUUGCCCAGCAGUGCCGCGAGAAUGCCUUCACCAUUCAGACUCUCAGAGACUUUCAGUACGUCGACCGCGACGGGAGAGAUCAGGGCGUGAACGUGCGCGAGAAAGCCAAGCAGCUUGUGGCACUGCUGAGAGACGAGGAGCGUUUGCGUCAGGAACGAACGCAGGCGCUGAAGACCAAAGAAAGGAUGGCAGGUGGAGGCGGGGUGGGCGGAGUGCCACCAGCGUAUCCCACCAGACGCAGCAGUCAACCGUGCAUGGCAGACUUCAACCACUCCAGAGGAUCACCAUCAUCAUUUAACUCGUCAUCCUCGUCUCCUCAAGCAUCUGAUCUGGAACAGACUCGACCGCAGACCAGCGGAGAAGAAGAACUGCAGCUGCAGCUCGCAAUAGCCAUGAGCAGAGAGGAGCAGUGCACGCAUCAGGGAGAUGAAGGUCAACUUCAGAAUGUUCUGGAGGAGAGCAAGAAAGAGAGACAAUCAGGAACUGGAGAGUUGGCAAUGAUUGAUCUGGUGGAUAUAUUUGGCCCCCCGUCUGCUGCACCAGUGAACAGUGACCCUUGGGAUACCCAACCCACAUGUCCUGUGACCUCUGACCCCUGGGACUCUAUUGCUGUAGUGAACUCCAGAAACCCUGUGGCUGGAAGUCCAUGGACAGCCCGCCCUUCCUCCUGUAGCCCUGCUCACUCUUGGGGCAACCACCAAUCACCUCCUGAUCCCUGGGAAGCCCCUCCUUCAAACCCCACCUCUAACCCUAACCUAAUCCUAACUUCUAAUAUGAUUGAACAAGCCUGGAGGAGCCCUGCCCGACCAGCGCCAAUUGGAAAGGAUCCAUUUUCCAUUCAGGAAGAGGAGGAGGAGCUUAGAGAGGAGGAGGAGGGGCCUAUAGUUGAACAGGAGGGGCCAAACCGGGUAUUCAGCCCUCGCCGUGAGAGCCUUGCAGAUGUUGAUCAGUUUGGCGAGUUGGUAGUUGGUGUUCAAGUGAACGGAGUGGCAAGGGAUGGUCCAGAGACCUAUGACCUCUCUCAUCUUGGACCUCCUCUUGAUGCAGUGACCCCCAGACUGUGUCGGACCCCCGAGGCAUUCCUCGGGCCCACCGCUGCCACGCUGGUAAACCUCGACAAGCUUAUUCCCACCAACCCACCUGCCAAGAGCAAAAACCCCUUCUUGUCAGGUCUGAGCACACCAUCUCCCACAAACCCUUUCCACUCGGAGCAGCCCAGACUGACUCUAAAUCAGAUGAGACCCAACUCCACCUCUCCCCUGCCAGCCCACACCCUGUCCUACAGCGCCUCCCUCCCCCUGCCCAUACUGCAGCAGAAGCCUCAGUCACUGCCCUCAUCCUUUACCCAGCCCCACCAUGGCCUACUGGACAUGCCCAGUAACCUGCCUCAGCCCCUCCUACCCCUCACCCCUGCCCCUCUCCACCCCUCCACACUACCACCACACUACCAAGGUCAAAGCCACAAUCCCUUCCUAUGAGGAUCCAGACUGAAACUGGAUUUGAAUCACUUCUGUUCACGAUUGUUUCUGAACUGGAUUCUGCUCAAUGGGAAAAUGUGCCCCGAAACUGGAAUACUCUGCCUGAUUGAGUUUCAGUAUGGAUGGACAAAAGUGAAUCAAGAGCUAAUUUAAUUUAGAUUACUCUUUAUGAUUUGGUUUCAAUGUGAAUGGACAAAAGUGAAUCAAGAGCUGAUUUAUUCUGGAUAACUCCUCAUAAUUUGGUUUCAGUGUAAAGCAACUGAAGUGAAUCGAGAGCUGAUUUCCUUUAGAUUAUUCAUCGCAAUUUGGUUUACGUAUGAAUGGACAAAACUGAAUCAAGAUCUUAUUUAUUCUGGAUUGCUCAUCAUUAUUUGGUUUGAAUUUAAAGCAACUGAAGUGAAUCAAGAGCUGAUUUACUUCAGAUUACUAUACAUGAUUUAGUUUCAGUGUGAAUGGACAAAAGUGAAUCAAGAACUGAAUUAAUCUGGAUUGUUCAUCAUGAUUUGGUUUCAGUGUGAAUGGACAAAAGUGAAUCAAGAACUGAUUUAAUCUGGAUUGCUCAUCAUGAUUUGGUUUCAGUGUGAAUGGACAAAAGUGAAUCAAGAACUGAAUUAAUCUGGAUUGUUCAUCAUGAUUUGGUUUCAGUGUGAAUGGACAAAAGUGAAUCAAGAACUGAUUUAAUCUGGAUUGCUCAUCAUGAUUUGGUUUCAGUGUGAAUGGACAAAAGUGAAUCAAGAACUGAUUUAUUCUGGAUUGCUCAUCAUGAUUUGGUUUCAGUGUGAAUGGACAAAAGUGAAUCAAGAACUGAUUUAAUCUGGAUUGCUCAUCAUGAUUUGGUUUCAGUGUGAAUGGACAAAAGUGAAUCAAGAACUGAUUUAUUCUGGAUUGCUCAUCAUGAUUUGGUUUCAGUGUGAAUGGACAAAAGUGAAUCAAGAACUGAUUUAAUCUGGAUUGCUCAUCAUGAUUUGGUUUCAGUGUGAAUGGACAAAAGUGAAUCAAGAACUGAAUUAAUCUGGAUUGCUCAUCAUGAUUUGGUUUCAGUGUGAAUGGACAAAAGUGAAUCAAGAACUGAUUUAAUCUGGAUUGUUCAUCAUGAUUUGGUUUCAGUGUGAAUGGACAAAAGUGAAUCAAGAACUGAUUUAAUCUGGAUUGCUCAUCAUGAUUUGGUUUCGUAUGAACCAACUGAAGUAAAUUAUGAGUUUAUUGACUCUUGAUUACUCUUGAUAACUGACACCUUGAUUUGGUUUCAAUGUGAACAGACUGAAGUGAAUCCAGCUGAUUUGAAUGCUUCGAUCAGAAUGUUACUAAAGAACAAUUUAGGGUUGAAAAUUACUUUCUAAAAAGACAAUCCACAUUAGAUGUUGAGUGGCUUUAUUAACAUGUUAGUUUGAAGUGACUUCUAUAUUCGUUUUGAUAAAGUAAAGAAUAAGAGAUAAACCUGGAUGAUGACAUUUAUAUUGAGCUACAAGUCAACAUUAAAUGGACUCAAUCAGCUCUUUUAUGCACAUUCUUGGUCUUAUUUUGUUUAUCUAAAAUAGUUUAUAUCAGAUUUAAUUUUCUCUGAUGCGACUUUCCUUUUGGCUGAUGUCACAAAAUUCUCAUUGAAUAUUGUGUUUCACUUGGAAAUAUGAAGUAGAAUGAAUCACUAAUGUGUUUAAUGUUGACGUUAAUGGCUACAACAUACUCUACACAAGUACGUGAACGCAAAUUCUGCUUUGGUGAGGAACACCUAAAUUACAUAAAUUAUCCAUAUCCAGUUUAGUGGCACAGACUUUUAAAGGCAACUCUAUCUGAGGAUCUUUCCUGCCAUGGUAAAGCAAGAAUGCACAUUAAGUUGGCAAUGCGGUGGCCAAGCGCCCGCGUCUGCGUACACAUAUUUGAGUAAAGUGUGUUUCUGUCCUAAAACAAAGUCCAUGCUUUGCUCUUCUGCUUCUUGCUGCCUUGUAUCGAUGGAUUCCUGGGAACGUUUGCCAUACAGGGUCGAGCACUGAUUGUAACCAUCCUCUUCUUCACAAACCAUGUGCCUGUCUCACCGACAGUCCCACAAUGCACUGGGGCUGGCGCCUCACUUCCUAUUAGGAUCUCCAGAGCGCCACCCUCAGGAAAAAGACAAACAGACAAUACUUACAGUAAUGCUGAAUAAUCCUAUGAUGUUUCCUUCUCUCAGAAAACGACUUUAAGAAUCUAGGAUCAGCUUUACUCUCUCUGCUAAUGAAUCUGACAUUGAGUUCAGCAUAUUUCCUA
This is a messenger RNA of Xyrauchen texanus (razorback sucker), 4199 nucleotides long. Its product is annotated as epsin-3-like. The transcript is spliced from 10 exons. The record is from RefSeq and is a predicted model, not a curated record. Bases 204 to 1955 code for a protein of 583 amino acids. Gene Ontology annotation, molecular function: clathrin binding; phospholipid binding. Lineage: Eukaryota; Metazoa; Chordata; Actinopteri; Cypriniformes; Catostomidae. Gene Ontology annotation, biological process: endocytosis. Gene Ontology annotation, cellular component: endosome; clathrin vesicle coat; plasma membrane.